UGUUGGAAUGCAAACAUGGAUAUUCAGUUUGUGGUCGAUGCAUAUUCAUGUAUUGUGUACAUCAUUUCCUACAUUUCCAAAGCUGAGAGAGAGAUGGGACUGCUCCUGGCAAAUGCUCAGAAAGAGGCCUCCCAGCAAGGCAACCUUGAUGCAAAAGAAGCUCUUCGACAACUUGGUAGUGUGUUUCUGCAUAAUCGUGAAGUUUCAGCUCAGGAAAGUGUGUAUCGCCUGACUAACAUGAGGUUGAAAGAGGGAUCACGCAAGGUGCAGUUCAUCCCAACUGGAGAACAUGUGGUGAGAAUGAGUUUUCCUCUACAUGUCAUACGGAAAAAAGCGGAGUGUGAGAAUGACCAGGACAUUUGGAUGAACAGUAUCACUGACAGAUAUAAAGGCAGACCAAAAAUAGAAAACUUUUCAGAAAUGUGCUUGGCAAGAUUUGCUUCUGAAUACAGAAUUUUAUCAAAAUCUGAGAGCUCGUCUGCUGGCAGUAUAGAGUUGGACAGGAAAUUAGGAUUCAUGAAGAAAAGGACACGCACAGAUGCAGCUGUUGUUCGGUAUGCUCGGUUUUCACCCACAAAGGACCCAGAGAAAUACCAUCAAAGCAUUUUGCAGCUGUUCCUACCACAUUAUUUGGAUUGCCAACUAAAACCACCACCUUUUGGCAGUUACCAGGACUUCUACGAGACUGGCUAUGUGAAGUUUUUCGAUGAUGAAUUACAUUCAGUGAAACGGGUCGUCGACUCCAAUAUGGCAAGUUUUGAAAAGGAAGCGGAUGUGAUAGACAAAGCUGAGGAAGAUCUACAGUUGCAUGGUGUAAUGGAGGAUGCAUGGGCACUGAUCUGUCCAGAGACUGAACGUGAACGGUUGGAGUGCCUCGCCAGCCAAUCCAGUGUAACGCCAGAAAUGAGUGAACACCGUGAUGAGAUACCAGAUUUGUUACCGAGACCGGGUCGCCAUAUGUUCCAGGACAAUCCUUGUGGUAUGUCAAGGCAGGAAGCGCUGGCUUUGCUUCGCUCACUGAACAAGAAGCAGUCUGAGAUCUUUUACAAAAUAAGAAGCUGGUGUUUACAGAAGACACGUGGUGAAAAUCCAGAACCAUUUCAUGUAUUUAUAUCUGGACCCGGAGGUGUGGGCAAGUCUGUCUUGAUCAAAGCAAUACAUUAUGAGGCAUCUUGUAUCUUGUCAAAGUUGUCAGAUAACCCGGAUGAGAGGCACGUGCUGCUGACUGCUCCGACUGGGGUUAGUGCCUACAACAUCAGUGCUGCGACAAUACACGCCUGUUUCCACAUUGCAACGGAUGUGAAAUUGCCUUAUCAACCACUUGGAGAUGAGAAGAUAAAUUCAUUGAGAGCUGAACUGGGAAACCUGCAGAUAUUGAUUAUAGAUGAGAUUUCAAUGGUAGAUCACAAACUGCUUUCAUAUAUUCAUGGCAGAUUGAGGCAAAUCAAGCAAACUGGAGAUUAUUCUGCUUUUGGUAACGUCUCAAUAGUUGCCGUUGGAGAUUUCUACCAGCUUUGUCCCGUGAAAGGGAAACCUUUGUAUGCUGAGACUAAAGGUGUCAAUCUAUGGCAGAAUCAUUUUGCUUCAGUGGAGCUGACGGACAUCAUGAGACAGAAAGAUAUGGAUUUUGCACAGUUGCUGAAUCGGCUAAGGAAACGCAAAAGGGGUGAUGCAAUGCUAGAGGAAGACAUUGCUAUGCUGAAACGACGUGUGACAGACCAAGGACAAGACAGUACUGCCCUUCAUAUCUAUGCGACUAAUGAUGAAGCCGAUCUGCAUAACCAUCGCAUGCUGCAGAAGGUAUGCUCAGACCCGAACUCUUUCUGA
Molecule: messenger RNA, 1827 nt
Organism: Paramormyrops kingsleyae
Lineage: Eukaryota; Metazoa; Chordata; Actinopteri; Osteoglossiformes; Mormyridae
Source: RefSeq, a predicted model, not a curated record